Molecule: messenger RNA, 4935 nt
Organism: Gorilla gorilla gorilla (western lowland gorilla)
Lineage: Eukaryota; Metazoa; Chordata; Mammalia; Primates; Hominidae
Gene: ETFDH
Product: electron transfer flavoprotein dehydrogenase
Exons: 13
Coding region: 1035-2705 (556 amino acids)
Biological process (GO): electron transport chain
Cellular component (GO): mitochondrial inner membrane
Molecular function (GO): iron-sulfur cluster binding; electron-transferring-flavoprotein dehydrogenase activity
Source: RefSeq, a predicted model, not a curated record
GAUUAUCAAGAUGAACAGAGGCUGAGAAGGGAGUCAAAAUUGAAGCUCAGAAGGGAUGGUAUCAGAUGGAGGAAUGUCUCUAGACAACGGGAGAGAUAAGCCUUCUCAUCCAGCUAGAAAGAUUAACCCCAGUGGAGAAGAAUAUAGUCUGUUUCACUAUAUUCAUUGAGUACAAUCAACGGGAGAAAAGACAUCUCUUCUGCUAUAAACUGAGAUAAUGAACAAAGUAUGGGCACAAAUACAGAUUAUAUUAAAAGUUACUGCCAAGGAGUUGAGAAAAUUCCCAUCUAAUUGCUUCUGUCUUUAUGAGGUUUGAUGCUAGGGUACCUGCCCUGGAUAAAGGAAAGAAGAGGUGGAGUUGAAGGUUUGAGGACAACAGAGAAGGUUCAGUGAACAUUUUUGCAGAUAAAUCUUUGCAUAUUUCUGUUCAUUUCCGUAAAAUACUUUUUGCUGACUCAAAAAUGUAUACAUUUUUAAGGAUAUCAGAAGAUACUAUGGCCAGGUGCAAUGGCUCACACCUAUGAUCCCAGCAAUUUUAGAGGCUGAGGCAGGCAGAUCACUUGAGGCCAGGAGUUCGAGACCAGCCUGGCCAACAUGGCAAAACCGCAUCUCUACUAAAAAAAAAAAACAAAAAUCCAAAAAUUAGCUGGGUGUGGUGGUGCACACCUGUAGUCCCAGAUACUCUGGAGGCUGAGGCGUGAGAAUCGCUUGAAACCAGGAGGCAAAGGUUGUGGUGAGCUGAGAUUGCACCACUGCACUGCAGCCUGGGUGACAGAGUGAGACUCUGUCUCAAAAAAAAAAAAAGAAGAAGAAAAAGAAGAAGAUACUGCCUUAAGAACCUGACCAUAAAACCACGUUUGUGCUUAAAGCCAUUGACCUAACACGCAUAUCAGUGCUUUCAUGCCUUAAAAAUUAAGAAAAAUUAUCUACCUCUAUGUGCUACAAGAUGGUCUUCAACUUCUACUGUGCCUCGAAUUACUACCCAUUAUACUAUUUAUCCCCGGGAUAAGGACAAGAGAUGGGAAGGAGUGAACAUGGAAAGGUUUGCAGAAGAAGCAGAUGUUGUAAUAGUUGGUGCAGGCCCUGCAGGGCUCUCUGCAGCUGUUCGUCUAAAACAGUUGGCUGCGGCACAUGAAAAGGACAUCCGUGUGUGUCUAGUGGAGAAAGCUGCCCAGAUAGGAGCUCAUACUCUCUCAGGGGCUUGCCUUGAUCCAGGUGCUUUUAAAGAACUCUUCCCAGACUGGAAAGAGAAGGGGGCUCCACUUAACACUCCUGUAACAGAAGACAGAUUUGGAAUUUUAACAGAGAAAUAUAGAAUUCCUGUGCCAAUUCUUCCAGGGCUUCCAAUGAAUAAUCAUGGCAAUUACAUUGUACGCUUGGGACAUUUAGUGAGCUGGAUGGGCGAACAAGCAGAAGCCCUUGGUGUUGAAGUAUACCCUGGUUAUGCAGCUGCUGAGGUCCUUUUUCAUGAUGAUGGUAGUGUAAAAGGAAUUGCCACUAACGAUGUAGGGAUACAAAAGGAUGGUGCACCAAAGGCAACAUUUGAGAGAGGACUGGAACUACAUGCUAAAGUCACAAUUUUUGCAGAAGGUUGCCAUGGACAUCUAGCCAAGCAACUAUAUAAGAAGUUUGAUUUGAGAGCAAAUUGUGAACCUCAAACCUACGGGAUUGGACUGAAGGAGUUAUGGGUUAUUGAUGAAAAGAACUGGAAACCUGGGAGAGUAGAUCACACUGUUGGUUGGCCCUUGGACAGACAUACCUAUGGAGGAUCUUUCCUCUAUCAUUUGAAUGAAGGUGAACCCCUAGUAGCUCUUGGUCUUGUGGUUGGUCUAGACUAUCAGAAUCCAUACCUGAGUCCAUUUAGAGAGUUCCAAAGGUGGAAACACCAUCCUAGCAUUCGGCCAACCUUGGAAGGUGGAAAAAGGAUUGCAUACGGAGCCAGAGCUCUCAAUGAAGGUGGCUUUCAGUCUAUACCAAAACUCACCUUUCCUGGUGGUUUACUAAUUGGUUGUAGUCCUGGUUUUAUGAAUGUUCCCAAGAUCAAAGGUACUCACACAGCAAUGAAAAGUGGAAUUUUAGCAGCAGAAUCUAUUUUUAAUCAAUUAACUAGUGAAAAUCUCCAAUCAAAGACAAUAGGACUCCAUGUAACUGAAUAUGAGGACAAUUUGAAGAACUCAUGGGUAUGGAAAGAGCUAUAUUCUGUUAGAAAUAUAAGACCGUCCUGCCACGGAGUACUGGGUGUAUAUGGAGGGAUGAUUUACACUGGAAUCUUUUACUGGAUAUUGAGAGGAAUGGAGCCAUGGACUCUGAAACAUAAAGGUUCUGACUUUGAACGGCUCAAGCCAGCCAAGGAUUGCACACCUAUUGAGUAUCCAAAACCCGAUGGACAGAUCAGUUUUGACCUCUUGUCAUCUGUGGCUCUGAGUGGUACUAAUCAUGAACAUGACCAGCCGGCACACUUAACCUUAAGGGAUGACAGUAUACCUGUAAAUAGAAAUCUGUCGAUAUAUGAUGGGCCCGAGCAGCGAUUCUGUCCUGCAGGAGUUUAUGAAUUUGUACCUGUGGAACAAGGUGAUGGAUUUCGGUUACAGAUAAAUGCUCAGAACUGUGUACAUUGUAAAACAUGUGAUAUUAAAGAUCCAAGUCAGAAUAUUAACUGGGUGGUACCUGAAGGUGGAGGAGGACCUGCUUACAAUGGAAUGUAAACGGCAGCUAGCCAGUUUCUUUCAAGUAUGGCAAGCUAACGUUAAAAUGUUUAGAGAUUAACAGAUUUCAGAAUGUCUUUCUGCAUAUUACUGAACAGAAUAGUCACAAAAUGAUUAUCAAAUAAAAAUUUUAUACUAUAUCUAAGAUUGUCCCAUAAAAAAAUUACGGGUAUUGCUUUUAAAUAACCUUUGUAAGAAUGCAGCAUCUUCCUACCUCUUCAGUUCUUCAGAGAUUCAGUACCAAGAGCAAAAUUCACGACUGGACUUUAUGUUUGACUUGCCAAAGUUAAGUAAUCAAAUAUAAAAAUGAAUAUAUAUUCUAGACUGAAGUUUUAUUGAAACACAGCCAUACCCAUUGGUUACACAUUGUCUAUGGCUAAUUUUGAAUUACAACUGUACAGUUGAGUGGGUGUGACAUUACAUGGUCUACAAAGCCUAAAAACUUUAUGAUCUGGCCCUUGCAGAAAAAGUAUACCCAUCCCUGAACAAGUUUGUGUGUGUGUGUGUGUGUGUGCACGUGUGUGUGUGUGUGUGUAUUAUAAGUAUGAAAACCUAGCAUCAUCCACCAUGGAUACAUCAAAGAAUUGAAGGAAACAAUAUACAAACUUAAGCUCUCAUCUCUUUAUUCAAUAACAUGUGUCUUUACAAGUUUAAAAAGACUGGACACCAUUAUUCUUUAUGAAUAAUGCACAUAACCAUUUUAAAAAACAUUUUACUUGGCCGGGCACGGUGGCUCACACCUGUAAUCCCAGCACUUUGGGAAGCCAAGGCGGGGCGGAUCACGAGGUCAGGAGUUCAAGACCAACGUGACGUGACCAAUAUGGUGAAACCCCAUCUCUACUAAAAAUACAAAAAUUAGCUGGGCGUGGUGGCACGUGCCUGUAAUCCCAGCUACUUGGGAAGCUGAGGCAGGAGAAUUGCUUGAACCCGGGAGGCAGAGGAUGCAGUGAGCCGAGAUUGCACCACCGCACUCCAGCCUGGGUGACAGAGCAAGACUCCAUCUCAAAGAAACCAACAAAACCACUUUACUUACUGUAUUGUGACAUGUUUAUUAAGCAUGAACCCCUAUCAGUACUCCUAAACUGUAAACAGUAAGGAACUAAGGUGUCAAAAGAAACACAUUAGGGAUCAUAUUCAUAGACAAAAACCUUUACAUUUUCUUAUUGCAUUUAUACAAUCAACACACAAUAAGCAAAACUGAAUCCUUUCUAAGCAAACAUUUUUGCAUAUACUGCCUUCUCUUUAUCUUUCUGUGCCUUUAUCUUUUGUUUGACUUUCAGCAAUUCUGCCUGGAUAGCUGUAAAAUAAAUAUGCAAUGUGAGUUAUUUCUCAAAAUAUCCAAAAAAUUAUGGUGACUAACAAACUAUUUUAAUGUUAACUACCCCUUGAAAAAACUUCUCUAUUAUAAAGUAACUAAGCCCUAGUAACAGAAAAUCUGAGCAAUCACACAAACACAGAAAUGAAAAGUAAUUUUAGAGGACUGUCAACUGAGAGAACUCAAGUACAUCAAGAUUUGCCUUCUCCGUCUACAUUAGAGAACAGUAAUUGCUUCCCUUGUUUCAUUUUAGUAAUAAGAGACCAAAGACAUUUUGUAAUACCCAGAUCUAGUGUCACUAUUCAUAGUUGGUUUAUUUGAAAAACAAACUUAUUUUUGUCAUAGUUUCCUGAAACAUAUAACCAGUACUUCAAUGCUAAGGUUAUAGCCACAUUCAACUUGAAUGGUCCCAAAUGUUAAAUUUACCAUGAAUACUGUGUCUUACAAUGCUGAGCUCUCGACUAGACUAACCAGAAUAGGAACACAGUCUCAAAGGAUACCAUAAGACAAACAGUAUUUAGACAUAUAAAAAACUACAGAGAUGAUAACUUGAAGAAUAAAUAACGUGAAAAACUACUAUAUUCUUGAAUGGGAGUAGAAUGUAAGCUCUUUGAGGGCAGGGACUUUGACUGUCUUGUUCAUUGCUAUAUGAUAAUGCCUGGCCCAACAGCAGGCAUUCUGUAGUAUCUGUUGAACAAACAUCUAAAAUCUGGCAAAGUGAACAAUGGUUCCUGAGGAUAAGUAUUUAAAUAACAAAAUUAGCUUUCACUACAAAAGCUGCCAACUUACCUUUAUCUUCUGGUGCUAUCUCCUGAGCUUUCUUAAGAUCAGCCUUUAAUUGGAAAAAAACAUUUAAGUUAGGUGUAUGAUUUAUAAAGGUUGUCUAUUUUAAAAAAUUAAACAUUUGGAACAAAA